Penicillium subrubescens is the source of this 789-nucleotide messenger RNA. RefSeq lists its product as uncharacterized. The transcript has a single exon. The coding region runs from base 1 to 789 and encodes 262 amino acids. NCBI's taxonomy places the organism in Eukaryota, Fungi, Ascomycota, Eurotiomycetes, Eurotiales, Aspergillaceae. The record is from RefSeq and is a predicted model, not a curated record.
AUGUCUCACUCGCCGCCUCCUGCCGAGAGAGCAGCUUCGCCUGAGGAUGAAGCUCCAGCGGAAAGCGAGGCUCCAUCUGUGAGCUCAACCGCCGACGCUCUUCCGCCAGUAGAAGAUGACAUUCCCUGGUCCUCAUCUUCGUCUUCGAGUGGGGGUAUCCCCGAGUUCAGCACCCGUGCCUGGCCCGUCGAACAGCCAUUGAGAAGCGAGAUGCAGAUAGUUCUUGAUCACCUCCACCAAUCGAUCCCAACCAUGCAGCCGGACCCGGAGCCCCAGUCAACCCCGGACUCGACCACCCAAGCCCGCCUGGAAGGCUCUCGCCGCGGGACCAUUGCGAUAAUCACCCGGUACCGUUUGGUCAUGGAGAGGGCCGAAUUCCUGCGCAUCACCCGCGUCUCCCGGAAUUCGCGUCGGUGGAUGGCUAGACACACCUUGAUGUUCGGCCUCACCUUCGCGAGGAACGUCCAACAGCGGCUUGCGCCUUUCAUACACCGGGUUACCGCACUGACUCGGUUGUAUUUCUGGCGUCUUGACCGACUGUGUGUGAAUGUCGCUGGACGGGUGCAGGCAGCCGAGUCCAACCAUGCCAUCGAUCUGGUUUUCACGCGCUUCUUCAAUGAAGCCCGUGACCUUGAUGCCGAUCGUCAAGGCGAGGUCUGUGGUGUCUUCUGGCGGGUUCGGGUGAGAUUGGCCUGGAUGCUCACAAACCUGUUGCCAUGGUGGCCGGAUGUGACCGAUGCUUUCUUCGCAUUGGCACGGGAUGGAGCGUACAUGGUCAGCAGGUACUAG